This is a messenger RNA of Aureobasidium subglaciale EXF-2481, 513 nucleotides long. RefSeq lists its product as uncharacterized. The record is from RefSeq and is a predicted model, not a curated record. The transcript has 2 exons. The coding region runs from base 1 to 513 and encodes 170 amino acids. NCBI's taxonomy places the organism in Eukaryota, Fungi, Ascomycota, Dothideomycetes, Dothideales, Saccotheciaceae. Gene Ontology annotation, cellular component: spindle microtubule; DASH complex. Gene Ontology annotation, biological process: attachment of spindle microtubules to kinetochore.
AUGAGUGCGGCCAACAAUACUCUGGAGAGCUGUGUGUCAUCGCUGCGCUCGAGCAUGCAAUUGCUCGAUUCUUCCAUCAACAUUAUCGAUUCUGGCACCAGCGACUUUCCCCGUUUGGCUAGAGUCCUGCAGGCCACUAGGCACUUCGAACUUGUCUCCGAGCCAGAACUACAGAAUGCGCAAUCUGCUUUACUCUCCGAAAUACAGCCCGAGGUUGAGUCCAUGCUCGACCGUGUUGCUGCCUACCUCGACAAGCUUCAACGUCGCGAAGAAUCUCUGAUCGCAAAGUGUGAACUACAAGAGGGUCGUCUGUCUUCACGUCAUCCUCAACAACAAUAUCACCCCAGAUCAUCUGCUCCAUCGUCGUCACAAGCCGCCGUCAACCCCAUGGAAGAGCUCAAGAUGCAGCAGCUCAGACAAAAGAAGGAUCGCUUGAGUUAUGCUGUCGGCCGACUCGAACUACAGGCGAACCAAAGAGAGAGACAACUGAGAAAGAGCAUGGCCGGCUUUUGA